GAGUUGGAAAAAUAGGACGAGUAUUUGGCUAUGGAUUCCGCUGGAGUGUGCUAAGUCACUGGGACAAAAAUGCAGAAAAGGACGCGACUUACGCGAAAGAUGCGUUAUUCUUCGAGGAGGCAAAUGAGAAGCGUGAGGAUACACCAAAUCAGGCAAUUGCGCUCAAAAGACUGAGAACAGCCCCAGAAGCGCUGCGUAAGACCCCGCAAUCGCUAAAUGACUACGAUGGAACAUUCCGCGCACAGCAAGAAAAUGUUAUAACACCACAUAAGGAAACUACCAAACUGCGAAUUGUGUUUGAUGCAUCGGCACAUUUCAAAGAUAGUUCUUCGCUAAAUGAUGUGCUGCACCAAGGACCACUUAUCCUCUCAAAAUUAUAUGCUGUGCUGUUGCGCUUUAGGAUCCCUAAGUUCGCGAUCAUCUCCGAUGUGAAGAAAGCCUUUUUGCAAGUGU
Messenger RNA from Haemonchus placei, 453 nucleotides. NCBI's taxonomy places the organism in Eukaryota, Metazoa, Nematoda, Chromadorea, Rhabditida, Trichostrongylidae. The record is from the annotation of a GenBank genome assembly.